AACGUGGCUGUUAUUGGUGGUGGUGGUGGUGGUAUGCCUCUUCCGAUAGCAUCGUCCUCUAUUUCUGCUGCUACUGGUUUCUCAACAGAUAGUCAUGAAGGUGGUGCAUCAGGCUCCGGUGGCGGUCUCUUCCCUACACCAAAUUCUGCUUUGUCAAACACACGAGCAAGCAUAGUCC
Amoebophrya sp. A25 is the source of this 178-nucleotide messenger RNA. NCBI's taxonomy places the organism in Eukaryota, Dinophyceae, Syndiniales, Amoebophryaceae. The record is from the annotation of a GenBank genome assembly.